Momordica charantia (bitter melon) is the source of this 1966-nucleotide messenger RNA. Its product is annotated as DNA replication factor CDC6B. Gene Ontology annotation, biological process: mitotic DNA replication checkpoint signaling; DNA replication initiation; cell division. Lineage: Eukaryota; Viridiplantae; Streptophyta; Magnoliopsida; Cucurbitales; Cucurbitaceae. Gene Ontology annotation, cellular component: nucleus. The record is from RefSeq and is a predicted model, not a curated record. Gene Ontology annotation, molecular function: ATP hydrolysis activity; DNA replication origin binding.
GCAAUCGCUGUAAGAUCGAGAGUGGGACGAAUUUGGACGACGUUAUGGCUACGAGAUCAGGAAGGAAACCAGUGGUUGACGUAUCUUUAAUGGAGUCCACUACUCCGAAACGCAAACUGAGAUCGAGUGAUGCGCAGAGGCACCAAAUCCCUGUCUCUGAGCCGAUGAAUCGGAAAUCGUCUCGCCGGCGCCUCAAUUCGAGUCCAGAAAGUCCGAAUGAUAAACAGGUUUCUAAACACAUGCAGAUCGAUGAGGAAACGUUUGAUGAUGGCUUUUCUAAAUUACAUAGUUCACCGGCAAAAUUCUUGUUCAAGAGCCAUACUGCCAAACCAGAUUGGAAUCCUAAAGAUAUUGAACAUAUAAAAGCGGCAAAGGAAGUGUUGCACGUAUCGACGGCCCCGACUAUAAUCAUGUGCCGUGAGGACGAGCAAAGUAGAAUCUUAAAUUUCUGCAAGACUUGUGUGGAGCAAGAAAAAGCCGGUAGUUUGUAUGUUUGUGGGUGUCCAGGAACAGGCAAAUCUUUGUCCAUGGAAAAAGUGAAAGAGCAGUUGGCUGCUUGGGUAAGAGAGUCAGGUCUUCAGCUACCAGACAUUUUGUCCAUAAACUGCACCUCGUUAACAAAUACUUCCGACAUUUUCAUGAAGAUGGUGGGUGAAGCCCAAUCACAAAAGAAAAGGAAUGCCUCUUCAACACCCUUGCAACAUCUCCAACGCUUAUACUCUCAAAAGGCAGAGUCAUCUAGCGUGAAGAUGAUGUUGAUAAUGGCUGAUGAAUUGGAUUAUUUAAUUACAAAAGAUAGAGCAGUGCUUCACGAUUUGUUCAUGCUCACAACUUUCCCAUUUUCAAGAUGUAUUUUGAUAGGAAUUGCAAAUGCCAUUGACUUAGCGGAUCGCUUUCUUCCGAAACUUCAGUCAUUGAAUUGCAAACCUCAUGUUGUAACUUACAGGGCUUACUCCAAGGAUCAGAUCCUCAAGAUUCUUCAACAAAGGUUAAUUGUGCUUCCUUACGUUGUCUUUCAGCCACAAGCUUUGGAGUUCUGUGCUAGAAAAGUUGCAGCUGUGUCUGGAGAUAUGAGAAAAGCCCUUUGUGUUUGCAGGAAUGCCAUUGAAUUGUUAGAGGUGGAACUCAAAGCAUCCUCUAAGGAGCUGCACCAUAAUGAGGCGUGUGACACUUCAGCACCUGAGCUUGUAAAAAGACAAGAAUUUGGGGUUGUGACGUUGGAUCAUAUGGCUGUUGCCUUAUCGAAAACUUUUAAAUCACCAGUAGUGGAAACAAUACAGUCUCUUCCUCAGCAUCAACAGAUUAUUUUAUGCUCUGUUGUGAAACUCGUUCAUGGAGGGAAGAAGGAUACAACCAUAGGGGAGCUAAACAAAUCGUAUGUAGAUAAUUGUAGAUCAGCCUCAAUCCCACCAAUGGGAACCUCAGAACUUUCAAAUAUGUUCACAGUGCUAAACGACCAGGGGCUUCUCAAACUUGGUCAGUCUCGAGAAAAUAAAUUGAGGCGAGUGCUGUUGAAAGUUGACGAAGCCGAUGUACUGUUUGCACUUAAGGGAAUACGCUUCUUUCGAAACUGGCUGCAAUAAAUUAGCAUAGCAGUUCUCCAUGUUGGUGAAUAUCCUGCUUUCUGGCUCUCUCCCUUCCAGUCAAGCAUUCAGCAACUGAGGCAAGAAACUGGUUUGACAGCUAGGUAGUGAAAUAGUCAACAAAUGUCGAAUGGGACAUGAAAUGAUCCGAAUCAGUGGCAUAUAGGUUCCUUCAACCCCUUCAAAUCCCAUUUUCUAUUUUAUAAAGAGCAACUAAAUAAUAUUCGUUUAUUUAAUUUAAUUAUAUUACAAGUUUUUUGUUUUUCUUUUUACUUUAAGAAACACUUGUAUCAUUAAAGAAAAAUUAUAUGUUAUUACGGAUGUGAGGUGAAAGGAACAAUUACAUACUUCGCAACCAAAAAAUUGAGGCUAAAAAAAAGAAA